Molecule: messenger RNA, 1983 nt
Organism: Fonsecaea multimorphosa CBS 102226
Lineage: Eukaryota; Fungi; Ascomycota; Eurotiomycetes; Chaetothyriales; Herpotrichiellaceae
Exons: 1
Coding region: 1-1983 (660 amino acids)
Biological process (GO): polysaccharide biosynthetic process
Molecular function (GO): NAD binding; hydrolase activity; oxidoreductase activity, acting on the CH-OH group of donors, NAD or NADP as acceptor
Source: RefSeq, a predicted model, not a curated record
AUGUCGGAUUUUACGGUCCCUGAGAUAAUUUGCAUCUGGGGCGGUGGGCUCAUUGGCAUGAGCACCGCAGUGCAUUUUGCCAGACAAGGCUUGCGAAGCAUCGUGUACGACAUCAACCCAACCCAUGUUUCUCAGCUCAACCGUGGAAUAUUCCCAGCAAAUUUUGAGUCUUGGGUUGGCUUCCCGAUCAAAAGCUUCAUAUCGUCCGGCCAAGUCAGGGCAACGACCGAUCCCACAGAGCUUAGUCGAGCAUCAGUGAAGGUCCAUUUCGUCGCGGUACCGACCGAAAGGAAUGGGGAGCCCUAUAUGGUCGCCAUUGAAACCGUUCUCGCCCAGAUCGCACACAUGUCCCCGGACAUUUGCAUCAUCGAGAGCACCGUAAUUCCAGGAGAAACAGAAGCGCUGGGCAAGAGGUAUGGGCUGCCCCUUGGGGUAGCAACACGACGGGAUUGGUUUACAACUACUGAAAACAACCUCGAGAACUGCGUCAGAGUCUAUGCGGGCAUUACUCCCGAGAUCAGCGAGCGCAUGGAAGUGAUUCUUUCCGUGGUUUGCAGGAAGCUUGCUCGAGCAACAUCAUGCACAGUCGUCGAAUUGACAAAGUGCGUGGACAACGGAAUAUUUCAUACUGUUGCCAUGUAUGCCUGCCAGAUGGCAUCGGCCUAUCCAGACACCAACACCACCGAAGCACUUCGACUUGCAGCCACCCACUGGCGACUCGGGAAUCAUAUUUACUUUCCAUCCCUCGGGACUGGCGGGCCCUGCGUGCCACUGGCGAAUAAGUACUUGAUAUCAGGUUCUCCACAUCCCGACAAGCUCACCAUCGCCUCGGCAGCAAUUGAAAUCGACACCGCCGCCUCUUUGGAGGUCGCUGCCCAAGUGAAGCAGCAACUCAACAUCGAGGAUCGCGUCGCGGUACUGGGAAUAUGCUAUCGCGGCGACAUUCGCGUGCACGUCCAGUCUCCGCAUCUCAAGUUCGCGCGUGAGCUUGCCCGCCUUGGGGUAUCCGUCAGCAUCCACGACCCGUACUACUCGGCAGACGAGCUGAGCGAGAUAGCCCCGGACUGCUCGUCGCUGCAAUUUCCUAACGACCUGAAGGCAUUUGACCUGAUUUACGUGGGAUCAAACCAUGCACUGUACAGCAAGAGGAUAUACUCGGUGCUUGCCUUCAUGCGCCGCGGACAACGCAUCCUUGACAACCAGGGCAUUUGGGAGGCAUUGGCCGACGACGCGAGGAGCCUUGGGGUCUCAUACCACCGGGUCGGUGACGCGCGAUGGCUCACGUCGGUUGCAGAUGAUGGCAUGCAGAAGAAGAUCAAGACUCCCCCUCCCCUCCCUCCUCCUCCUCCUGUUCCCCAGAGAGAUGACUCUGAAACCAACAACGUCGUCUUCAAAACACCAUGGUUCCAGAUCCGGUCCACACCUGAUUUCCGCCCUGCCUCCUCCUCCUGCGGUCCUUACUACAUCCUCGACCGGCCCGACAGCGUCAUCACCAUCCCCUUCUCUCCCACCAGCAACCGCGUCCUCCUCCAGCACCAAUUCCGCCCCCCACUCGACAAAUCCGCAUGGGAAUUCCCCAUGGGCUGCAUCGACCCGGGCGAAUCCCCCCAGCAUGCCGCGCGACGCGAGCUGGCCGAAGAGACCGGCCUGAUAGUGAGUGACUCCGACGACCGCGACUCCAAAAUGGAGCUCUUGGGCACGUACCACCCCUUACCGGGCAUGUCGGCGCAGAAAUGCCACGUCUUUCUAGCCCGCGUCACCGACGAGCAGCUACUUCACCAUCCGCGUAUCAUCCCGAAGCCUGACGCAGACGCAACCGCCGAGUAUGAGGGCGUCUCGGCGUACCAGACCGUCGAUCUCGCGGCGUUCAGAGAGCUGUACGUCUCUGGCGACUUGGUGGACGGCUUCACCCUGGCCGCGCUGGCGAUCUGGCUAUCCGUCUCGCCUGAACUGAGGCAGGUUUUCUCUUCCCCCAGUAAAUAA